AUGGUUUCUGCUACCUCGAAGGAAAUCAAUUGGACCACCAAGAUGCGGCUGUUACCAGCUUGUCUAGCUACCCUUUUGGCCGUCUCAGCGAGGAGCAAAUACAUUGUCCCCGGAGGUAGAUGGCGUGACACAGAUGGGAACUUCAUUAAUGCACACGGUGCCGGGAUCACCUUCGACCAGAAGUCCGGUCGCUUCUGGUGGUUUGGCGAACACAAGACAGAAGAGGAGCCGGAAGGCGGAGGUGUCUCUGUUUAUAGUUCGGAGGACCUGAGUACUUGGGAAUCGGGGGGUCUUGCAUUAGCUCCGAUCAAUGGACACCCAUAUAUCGCCCCCGGUAGCGUGAUCCAACGACCUAAAGUGGCCUACAGCGCGGAGACUGAGGAUUAUCAUAUGUGGUGGCAUGCGGAUAACUCCACCUACGGGCUGCUUCUCCAAGGUCACGCUGUGUCCUCCACGAUCGGCGGGCCGUACACUUUCGUCGACGCAACAGCGCCCCUUGGAAACUGGUCUCAGGAUUUCGGCUUGUUCACCGACUACAAGGACGGCCGAUCCUAUGCCCUCUACUCGAACGGAGACAGUCAGGAUGGACGAGAUGUGUACCUGACAACCAUGAACAAUAACCUCACGGCGCUCGAAAAGGUUGUGUAUCGAUUCCCAAAAUUCGAUCUGGAGGCGCCUACUAUCAUGCAGACAGAGAAGAGCUACUGGGCGCUUAUGAGCCAUAAAACAGGAUAUAGGCCAAACAGUAAGAGGCCUAGUUUACCAUUGUGUAUGGGUUGCUUGGCUAACUUUUCAGACGUUGUGGCAUUCCGGGCCGACUCACUAAGCGGUCCCUGGUCACAGCCGUUUAUCGUUGCCCCGUUAAAUACACGAACUUUUAACUCACAGUCUGGAUACACGCUCAGAAUCGAGGGAACGAAAAAGACAACGCACCUGUACAUUGGAGACCAAUGGGACUCCAAUUCUGUCUGGGACAGUCGCUAUAUCUGGUUGCCUAUUCAGACUGAUGAGUCUAAGAAGACUCUAGAGUUAGAGUGGCAUGAUGUUUACGAUCUUGAUGUGAAAACCGGGGACUGGAAACCUAUCAAGGGAACAACAUACACCGCGAAACAAGCGAAGACGCACGGUGAUACAUAUAAGCAGGAGGCUAACUUUGCUACCGACGGCGUUAUUCUAACUGGAAUAUACGGAAACGACAGCACCGUUACGUUCGAGAAUAUUGAGGGAUCUGGAAAACCGCAGUGGGUGUCAUUCUACUAUCAAAACACUGACGAUUUGGGUUUCGGCGACCAACCUGGAGGGAACCCGGACAGAAUUGGCGGUUCGUGGCAGCUACGUCGGAUUAGCAGCGUGGCGGUCAACGGAGACCCUUCGAGCAUACAAACUCUAUACCAACGAGAUACUCACAAAGGAGUCAUACUGUCUACUCCACUGCAGCUGACACUGAAGAAGGGGAAGAAGAAUACCAUUACAGUCGGGGGACUAUAUAAUGGGUUUGAUUACAAGGGUGCGGAUUUGGAUCGGAUAGUUGUGUAUCCUACUGAGAGGUAA
Messenger RNA from Penicillium egyptiacum, 1551 nucleotides. The record is from the annotation of a GenBank genome assembly. NCBI's taxonomy places the organism in Eukaryota, Fungi, Ascomycota, Eurotiomycetes, Eurotiales, Aspergillaceae.